AAACCAUGGGGGUGAAUAAUGGAUCGGCUCUGCUGGAACGACAGAAACGGGAGACAUCUACAGACAAAAGCUGGUUCAGUCAGUACAGACAGCUGGCUCAUUACUUCUCUCUGCUCUGCUUCCUGCUCACCAUCGUCACGCUGCUCCUGACUCUCUGCUUGGUUCAAGUCACCUUUGUGUUCCAGUCACAGUCGACCCUGCAGGAAACCAAACUGAGAGAUCUGACAAACAGACUGGAGAAGCUCAACCAGUCGUAUCACCUGCUGUUCUCCCAGUAUCCUGCUCUGAACCAGUACUGCCCCAUCAGCAACACCACCACUGGUGAGCGAGAGUGCAGACCAUGUCCGGCCGGGUGGACGCCUCAGGGAGAGAAAUGUUUCUUAUUCAGUCAGGACAGAACUGACUGGAUCAGAAGCCAGUACCGCUGCAUGGCACUGGGGGGCGCUGUGGUCGCAGUCAGAACAGAGGAUGAGCAGCUGUUUCUAUGGAAAAAGGCCCUGAGUCUGAGUCAGGGAGACUCGUACUGGCUCGGCCUGAGGAGCAGUGGUGCUGAUGGGGGCUGGCAGUGGAGCGAUGGCUCCUCAGCGGAGAAGAGGCCACAGUUUUGGGAGCGUGAGCCUGACAGAGCAGCAGACAGCAGGGAGCUGUGUGGUCGACUCACCCCUGGAGACAACUACAGGAAGAGCUGGUUCACCUCCAGAUGCUCCAACCAGCUGAGGAGGAUCUGUGAGAGGAGACAAGCUACUCUACAGUGAGAGGAGGGGAUACAGGGAGUUCAAUCAAA
This is a messenger RNA of Toxotes jaculatrix (banded archerfish), 784 nucleotides long. RefSeq names its product lactose-binding lectin l-2-like. The record is from RefSeq and is a predicted model, not a curated record. The transcript has 6 exons. Bases 6 to 755 code for a protein of 249 amino acids. NCBI's taxonomy places the organism in Eukaryota, Metazoa, Chordata, Actinopteri, Toxotidae.